Leptosia nina is the source of this 414-nucleotide messenger RNA. The record is from the annotation of a GenBank genome assembly. Lineage: Eukaryota; Metazoa; Arthropoda; Insecta; Lepidoptera; Pieridae.
AUGCUGUUUUUAAUCGCUCUGUCUUUGCUAUCCACCGUUCUAUCAGCGAGGGAACCUAAGCAGAUAACCCUCGCAAAUCAAGGGGCCAUCGCUGGAAUGUACAUCACCAGGUUUCGGACUAGACGUAUUGCUGCAUACCUAGGUAUACCAUACGCGCAGCCUCCAGUGGAGUUCCGACGGUUCAGUCCACCAGAGUACACCGAUCUUCCCCAGUGGGAAGGGGUGAGGAACGCAACGGUGUUUGCACCGGACUGCAUGCAAAGUGAUCCCAAAAAGGAAGAUGUGCAGAACCCUUUGAAUAAACACGAUGAAUUAUUCACGAAGCUUCUAGAAGGGCAGAUGGAGGAGCCGAGGAAGAAGGAGUAUUCGGAGGAUUGUCUCUAUUUGAAUGUUUACGUGCCAGACGGUGAGUGA